Messenger RNA from Annulohypoxylon maeteangense, 936 nucleotides. RefSeq lists its product as uncharacterized. The transcript is spliced from 3 exons. Bases 323 to 820 code for a protein of 165 amino acids. NCBI's taxonomy places the organism in Eukaryota, Fungi, Ascomycota, Sordariomycetes, Xylariales, Hypoxylaceae. The record is from RefSeq and is a predicted model, not a curated record.
CACAACCUGCUGAUGAGCUUCGGACCCGAACGGCGCCUACUAGGUAGUUUAGCCAAGGAACAGACGGCCGUCGUUCUCUAGUUACCAGGCAAGGGCGGCCUUGCUACGAAAUACGCCUCCUUUGGCGCCUUCGAUAACACGAGGAGGUGGCAUUUUUACUACCUAGUUAGCUCAUGGACACGAUGUUUAAUGAGCUACCUACCUAGGUACAUACAUUCACAUGAAUGUGGCGUCCCCUAGAGAACUAUAGCGCCAAUCGGAAGCCUACUUUGACCCCGAUUGAUACACAAUUACGAGGUUUCAAAGUAUCAAAUUCAUUUCGAUGAUACAACCGAAAACGCGUGAAUUUCGAAAGAGCUAUUCCGGCAGGUCAAUUUCAAGAGGAGUGGUUGCGCGAAAAAAUACUGCCCCCACGAACUGGUGUCGAGUGUCCAGGGGUUUGGUAUGGUGUGGGGCUUCCCUUACUUCCAGCCUCGCGUGCCCUGCAGAUCCAAGUGGUCUACUCACCAAUCUGAGCUUGGGGAAUUCCCGUCCUUCGCCGGAACUAACGAAUCUCAUUCGCCGAUUCAUGCAGCCAUGCGGGUUUUCGUGUAGCCAAGGCAGCAGCGGCGAUGGUUCGAAGACGGUUUGGACAAAGAUAUCGGUUGUGGCGUUGUUGGCUUUUCUUCAGUGCAGUGCCGCGGUCUAUCACUCACCUCUCGGCUGUUUGGUUAUACCGUUUGAACGCCACAGCGGCCUAAAUUAUGCAGUCGACAACAUCACGUCACGAUUAGGCUCGACGAUUCCUAUUGGCUACACGAGCUGCACUCGUCGGCUUUAGCUGAUCUCACACCAUGUCGCAUACUUGACUACUUCGCCUCACGCCACAUCUAUCGUAACAUUAGCCCUAUCGAAAUAACCAUUUAUGAAACAAAUCUCGGUACUGGAGUUCUAGAC